AUGUACGUUUGGAAAACCUUCACCAACCAUGGUCUCCGGAUCCUGGACUCAGGAAGUGCCGCUGGAACCUGGGCCUUCGAUGUCGCAAGCAAAUGCACCCUAUCAACCCACUACUUCCUCAGCACUGACAUCAACAGCACAAUCUUUCUAGUCGAGAGCUCCAAAGACUUCGACUUCUUACAACACGACAUCCGCACCCCAUUCCCCACCAACCUCCACAACAGCUUCGACUUCGCCCAUCAGCGUAACGUCCUAGCAGGAGCCUACGGCACUCCCCUCAAGCAAUCCGGCCAGAACCUUACCGACACCAUCGAGCCAGGGGGGUGGAUUCAACUGAUAGAGCUAGACGAUGAUGUCCUUCCUGAAAGCAAUGGUCCAGCUUAUACGACGUUUAUCAAGUUGGUUCGACACAUUAUGCGUAUGUUGGGAGUCCCUAACAUCGGUGCGGAGUUCAAGCCAACUCUGGAAGCCAUCGGAUUUGUGAACGUCCAGGAGAAGAUCUUCCGACCUCACAUGUGGAGCAGGAUCGUUGCGACCGCGCCGCAUCUUUGUGAUGCGUCGGUUGAGGCGCCUUGUGGUGCGGUGCCGCAAUUGCUGAAGGCGAAUGGCAGAAUCCCAAAGCCUGUCAACAAACUACUCAUCAAAAUCGACACCAUUCGCUGCACGACCAUGACCGUCUAUCACCUCGCCCUCCUCAUCCUCUCCUUCAUCUGCACUGUCAUGACCACUCUCCUGCCCCUGCGCAUCCUGUGA
Fulvia fulva is the source of this 753-nucleotide messenger RNA. Its product is annotated as Methyltransferase psoC. The transcript has 5 exons. NCBI's taxonomy places the organism in Eukaryota, Fungi, Ascomycota, Dothideomycetes, Mycosphaerellales, Mycosphaerellaceae. The coding region runs from base 1 to 753 and encodes 250 amino acids. The record is from RefSeq and is a predicted model, not a curated record.